AGAAGAGGAGGACGAAGAAGAAGAAGAAGAAGAAGGAAAAACAGCACGGCAGUUUACGACACUUCUUAUCUUCAUACAUCUAUGAAGUAAACAUGAGGAGAGUCCUGUAGCCGGAGAAAACCCUUAUGGAUCUGCAUGCAGACGUCUACAGUGGAAGGAUUUCUUAGUGAUUUGGCGCCACCUUGUGAUGGAGAACUACAGUAAAGCUCGGACGGUGGAGCAGCCGUCCGUCUGUCCGUUCCCCGGCCUCCCCGCCGACACACCUGAGGUCCGCGUCAAAGAUGGCAGCAAGAUCCGCAACCUGCUGCGCUACGCCCUGAGCCGCAUGGAGGCCAAGCCCCGAGCAGCGGCGGGAGAGGAGGAGGGGGGAGGCGUGGCUGAAGAGGGGCAACAGGAAGCGCCGGGCCGGCCGCUCUGCCGCCAUGUCGUCUUCACAGCGAGCGGUAAGGGCGUGUCCAAAGCCAUCACGUGUGCGGAGAUUGUGAAGCGGCGUGUGAAGGGGCUCCACCAGCUCACCAGGCUGCUGUACAACACUGUGGAGGAGGUGUGGGAGCCGCUGGAGCCCGCCGCUGGCCUCGACAGCCUGACGGUCAGCAGGAACCUGCCCGCCAUCUGGAUACUCCUCUCCAGGGAGCCGCUGGACUGCAGCCAGCCCGGAUACCAGGCGCCCGGCCGCUACGACGCCCUGUGGGCUCAGACUGUCAGCAGAGAGGAGGGUGGAGGCUUCACUGGACAGAGAGCAGGACACAGGAGGAAGAGAGGAGGAGGAGGAGGAGGAGGAGGAGGAGGAGGCGGCAGCGGCAGCAGCAGCAGAGGAAAGGGACCCGGCCGUCAGACUGGACGCUCCAGAGAGCCGAUUAAAGGACAGAGCUGAUUUAGGUUUUACACGCUGCAUGGACACAAAGACUGAAGCGCUUUAAAGCAGAACGAAGUGACAAGUCGGCAGAUUCAAAGACUUUCACACAAAAUUAGUUUCACUUCAUUUCUUUAAAGAUCAACCUGCAGAGAGAGAAUCCAUCACAGUCAGCUCAACGCUCUUCUGUUGAAGUUACAUUUUUACUGAUUGUCAUCAGUUAUUAUUAUUAUUGUUAUUAUUAUUAUUAUUAUUAUUAUUGAAAUAGAGUUAUUUGAGCGUACAGAGGCGACUUUGUGUGAUUUGACAACAUUGCGGCAACUAACUCUUAUCUUCUAGAUGAAUCAAUUACAUAAAAAUGAAAU
Messenger RNA from Thunnus maccoyii (southern bluefin tuna), 1218 nucleotides. RefSeq names its product ribonuclease P/MRP 25 subunit-like (gene rpp25l). Gene Ontology annotation, cellular component: ribonuclease MRP complex. Gene Ontology annotation, molecular function: RNA binding. Lineage: Eukaryota; Metazoa; Chordata; Actinopteri; Scombriformes; Scombridae. Gene Ontology annotation, biological process: tRNA 5'-leader removal. The transcript has 3 exons. The record is from RefSeq and is a predicted model, not a curated record. The coding region runs from base 188 to 874 and encodes 228 amino acids.